AUGGCUUUGAACCACACGGCCCCACCCCCGGACGAGCGCCGGCCGCCUUAUCUUCGCGAUGGGGAUCCCUUUGCUUCCAAGCUUUCCUGGGAAGCGGAUUUAGUGGCUGGCUUUUACUUAACAAUCAUUGGGAUUCUGUCCACGUUUGGAAAUGGGUAUGUCCUUUAUAUGUCUUCUAGACGAAAAAAGAAGCUGAGACCUGCGGAAAUAAUGACUGUCAAUUUAGCAAUCUGUGAUCUGGGGAUUUCAGUUGUAGGCAAACCGUUCACCAUCAUCUCUUGCUUCUGUCACCGCUGGGUGUUCGGCUGGAUUGGCUGCCGCUGGUAUGGAUGGGCUGGAUUUUUCUUUGGCUGUGGAAGCCUUAUCACUAUGACUGCUGUCAGCCUGGACCGAUACCUGAAAAUCUGCUAUUUAUCAUAUGGGAUUUGGCUGAAAAGAAAGCACGCCUACAUCUGCCUGGCGGUCAUCUGGGCCUAUGCUGCCUUCUGGACCACCAUGCCCUUGGUAGGUCUGGGGGACUACGCACCUGAGCCCUUCGGAACUUCCUGCACCCUGGACUGGUGGCUGGCCCAGGCCUCAGUAGGGGGCCAGAUUUUCAUCCUGAACAUCCUCUUCUUCUGCCUCUUGCUGCCAACCGCUGUGAUCGUGUUCUCCUAUGUGAAGAUCAUUGCCAAGGUUAAGUCCUCGUCCAAAGAAGUAGCUCAUUUUGACAGUCGGAUCCAUAGCAGCCAUGUGCUGGAAGUGAAAUUGACCAAGGUGGCGAUGUUGAUUUGCGCUGGCUUCCUGAUUGCCUGGAUUCCUUAUGCAGUGGUCUCCGUGUGGUCAGCUUUUGGACGGCCAGACUCCAUCCCCAUACAACUCUCUGUGGUGCCAACCCUCCUGGCAAAAUCAGCAGCAAUGUACAACCCCAUCAUUUACCAGGUCAUCGAUUACAAAUUUGCCUGUUGCCAAACUGGUGGUUUGAAGGCCACCAAGAAGAAAUCUUUGGAAGACUUCAGGCUGCACACUGUAACCACAGUCAGGAAGUCUUCUGCUGUGCUGGAAAUCCAUCAAGAGGUAUGAAGAUGGACACAGCAUUACUCAUGGACACGAUGAUUCACUUACUUGCCUCUUCACUGCUCUUAAUGUUUGAUUGUGACCACACAUUUCUCUUGAUAUUAUAUUUUUAUAUUUUG
This is a messenger RNA of Bubalus bubalis (water buffalo), 1175 nucleotides long. It is a transcript of the gene OPN5, whose product is annotated as opsin 5. Gene Ontology annotation, biological process: G protein-coupled receptor signaling pathway; visual perception. Gene Ontology annotation, cellular component: membrane. Lineage: Eukaryota; Metazoa; Chordata; Mammalia; Artiodactyla; Bovidae. The record is from RefSeq and is a predicted model, not a curated record. The coding region runs from base 1 to 1062 and encodes 353 amino acids. Gene Ontology annotation, molecular function: G protein-coupled receptor activity. The transcript is spliced from 6 exons.